UAUCGGUACCUUGUUGAAGAAGUGAGUAUCGCACAGAGUGUCGUACACACGGACAUAUGUUUUCGUACAGUUGUACCGAAUAGCCAACGAACAAGCGUCACUACUCACAAUAGAAAAUGCAGAUCCUUACCUACGUUUGCUGACAAUUAGGUAUUCAAAUUUGAGUUUGUGAAUAAACUGCUGUGGAUUUGGACAGUCGGAUUACCGAGGUUAAAACGAGGGUGCAUGGAAUCGUUUGAACGUAGAGAAAAACAAUGCAACCACCACCAAUAGCAGUAACAUCUGGAAAAGUGCCAGUUUUCGUCUUUCCUCAAAGCAUUACGUUUUACCUGGAUGAUCAGUCGACUCAUAAACAAGUUCUCACCCUAUACAACCCUUACGAUAUACCGAUAAAAUUCAAAGUGCUGAGCACGGCGCCUAAUAAAUACAAAGUCGUUGAUCCUGAAGGAAUACUCAAAGCACAUUGCUUUGUCGACAUAGUUGUAAGGCACACAGCUCUCACAAUAGCAAACUGUAACGUGGUCGAUAAGUUUAGAAUAAAAAUGCAGGAACAUCCAUCAAAGCAGGGAAUAGGUAAACGAGACGUGGAAGCAAGACUUUUAAGUGGAACGUAUGAAUCUAUCGAGAGAAGUAACCUGGAACAGGAAAUGUUUCAACACUUACCAACUAACGAAGGAAAGCAGCAAACUUCCUAUGCGCUUACACCUCAGAAUAAACAAAUUGAUAGAGGGACAAAUUAUGUGGCGUUAGUAGCUGGCAUUGUUUGCAUAGCGGCGCUUUUCUUGCCUACCGAAGGGGAGCACAGUCCUAGAAUUCCUGACUAUCUACAUCUCUCCGUUAACUUCAAGCUUAUAUUUUCAUUUGUAUUAGAUGUUGUUCUCAAAUAUUCUUACAAUUUCAAGAUUUGUCACUUAUCAUUCAAUUUCGUGAAAACCAGCUUGGAACUCCCGACGUUGGGCUACGGCUGCGUAUGAUUUAUUCGAAUUUCGUCAAAGAUCCGCUCACGGAUGAUUACCGGAAGUUGGAUCUGGGAUCGAACGUACCGGUUGUCCGGUUCGUAAGUAUAAUACCGGAACUCACAUCACUUCCGUCAAGUUCGAGAAGGGGAAUAACGGCAAAUAACGUACCAUUGUGACGCCGAACAAGAAUCUCGAACUCGAAUCAGUCGGCGAAAAUAUGCGCGAUAACGUCUCCAGUAUCUAAGAGACUAAAGAUAUCAAGAAAGCCGAAUCUGUAUCAUCGUCGUCUAUAACGUGAAGUUAGAGGUCGAAAAAAUGAGUAAUUUACCACCGAAAAAUAUAUCAGAAGGUUACUACAAACCGUGGGGAUGUCAUCAGAAAAUUUUGGCUAUGCAUCGUUUCGUGAGCGCUGUAGAACUCUUCGAUGUGUUACACGAAGCAAAGAGAACUGUUUUCAAAAGAUCUGCAAACAACCCGGUGGUGUGUCCUUUAAAAACCUUGAGUUACAUAUAUCCAGUGGCUAGAACAAAACGAUUUCCCGAAGACAUGGUGUUAGUAAACAUAAGCACCGGUGGUGUAGCCACAUUAUUGGACACAAUGAUUCGGGCGUAUGAUGACAGCGAAUCAUAUUUUCAUGAGCGAAACAUAUAUGACGUAAUACAUUAUCUAAGUUCAAACGAUCCCCAAAAGUUGAGAGAUGGCGGUGUGUGGGAUCGCGAAGCUUUUGAAUCCUACGAAGGACUGAUGUGGGUCAACCACCAACAAAGUGAAUAAAGAAAAGAAAUGAUGUUUCCUGUUGCGGAAAUGUGAGUAAAGAGAGACUCGCAUCAAAACGUCAAUUAAAUAUUGAUCAAAUAAUAUACUAAAUUGCAACACCGAUACAGCCAUAUCAAAUGUGACGGAGAUCAGUGUAUAUUGGGAAAGAGAAUUCAAAAACCUAGUAGGAUAUCAUUCGAAACUGAUGAUUAUGUUUGUCCCUUCCUUAAACUUAUGGUUUAGUUGUUUAAGUAAAGGUAAAGUGUAAUAAUUUAUGCAGUUAUGAAAAGUACAGAAAAAAUUGAUUCCUUUUUUUUUGUUACUUUUGCAAUUCUUUUGUUGUAUUUUGUGGAUAUGCAUGCUAUGCAUUAGAUAUAAUAAAUGUUUUUGCCGGUUUUAGUUUUUAUGUAAUUAUUCUGUAAUAUUUUUCAACACUACUAUCAUGUAUAUACAUAUGUUAAUACUUAAAGUGGUAGGAAUAGGGGAUGAGGGAUACGAAUCAAGGGGAGUAAAUUAUUGUGAGAAAUCUGGCGGAGGAAAAUUUUCAAAAAUUUAUAAUAUACAUUUACAGAAAGGUAAACAGAACAAUGCUAUACUUUUUUCCUUUUUUCUGUACACUGAACAAUAAAUAAAAAUUGUUUCCUUUCGUCUGUUUAUCUAUGUAGUAGAUGCAUUCUGCUGCAUUGGUUGAUUUGUGUUCAUAUAUUCACAUCAGUAAGUUCGCUUUCCGAAUUGUUUUUUACAUGCCACUAUUAUAUUUAACAUGAAAUGGGGCAGACAGUUUUUGU
Molecule: messenger RNA, 2503 nt
Organism: Neodiprion fabricii
Lineage: Eukaryota; Metazoa; Arthropoda; Insecta; Hymenoptera; Diprionidae
Product: motile sperm domain-containing protein 1-like
Exons: 6
Coding region: 255-974 (239 amino acids)
Cellular component (GO): cytoplasm
Source: RefSeq, a predicted model, not a curated record